Molecule: messenger RNA, 1444 nt
Organism: Neohortaea acidophila
Lineage: Eukaryota; Fungi; Ascomycota; Dothideomycetes; Mycosphaerellales; Teratosphaeriaceae
Exons: 2
Coding region: 356-1369 (337 amino acids)
Molecular function (GO): oxidoreductase activity
Source: RefSeq, a predicted model, not a curated record
CACUUGCGCUCCACUAUAUUUUCCUUCGAACCAGCGAGUUGCCACCUUCGCCCUCUCCGAGACUGUUUAAUUCAGGCCGCCCAUGUUGCUGAGCUGAAAUGGUCUUACCAAUCCUCUCCUCCGGCUCGGCCGAGGGGCGUCACUCCAGCUAUCUCCGCGCGAAUCAUAGCCACAAGGUCGAAGGGCUUGGCUGCGCGGACAAGGUGACGGAAUAAUAGGCUGUCGGUGAAAUGGCGUCGAAACAUGACUCUGAGACGAUGGCGAGACUGGGUCCGAUGUGUAUAAAUGGACGGGCGUCCUCUGCCUCCAGGCGGAACGGCCAGACUCCCAGCAAGCUCAUACGACAACGAUCAAUAUGCCUGAAUACGCCAGAAACCAGCCCGCCGGCUUCAAGAAUGUAAUUGAGAGAGUUGCCAUUGCGGGUGCUGGAGGCACAGUUGGAUCCCACCUCGUCGCCACUAUUCUCCAAACCGGUAAACAUACAAUCACAGCCCUCUCCCGCAAAGACAGCAGCAACACCCUUCCAACCGGCGUCCUCGUUGCCCCAAUCGAUUAUGACGACGAGAGCACCAUCGUCGCCGCCCUCAAAGGCCAACAAUUUUUCAUCAUCACAUUAGCCCCUACAGCACCCCGCGACACCCACAGCAAGCUCGUCCAAGGAGCUGCCAAAGCCGGUGUUUCUUACAUCAUGCCCAACGAGUACGCCGGCGACAUUGAGCAGGUGAAGCUCGGGCAGGAGGUCAUGCUGGGCCCGGUGGCGAAGGCGAAUAGGGAUGACAUUGAGAGGCUCGGCAUGCGGUGGAUCACCGUGUGCUGUGGGUUUUGGUACGACUACAGCCUGGCGGGCGGCGAAGCGCGUCUCGGAUUCGAUUUUGACAAGCGCUCUUUGACAAUCUACGACGAUGGCAAUACUAAAAACUCGGUAUCGACGUUGUCGCAGGUUGGCCGCGCCGUGGCUAAAGUGCUGAGUCUGAAGGAACUGCCUGAUGACGAAAACGACAAGAGCAUUACGCUCUCGUCAUGGCUGAACAAGCCUUUCUACAUCAAGAGCUUCGUCCUCAGCCAAAACGAGAUCUUCGGCAGCGUGAAGCGCGUCACGGGCACCAGUGAUGCGGACUGGACGAUUACCCACGAGGCGACUAAGCAGCGAUACGAUAACGGCCUAGCACAAGGCAAGAGUGGCAACAAGCUUGGCUUUAUCAGGCUGCUGUACGCCAGGAUGUUUUAUCCGGAUGAUGCGAGUGAGUUAUCGGCCAAGGCGCAGAAUGAGUUGCUUGGUGUGCCGGAGGAGGAUCUAGACGAGGCUACGGAAGCUGGGGUUGGGAUGGUGAAGCAACUUCAGCAUCGGCCUGAGCGUAUGGCGGCGUAGAAAGAAGUCUACCAGGAUGUAAAGACUCUCCACUUAGAACAACUCUUGUUCACCAAAGAUUGUGUUCAUUAGCGG